This is a messenger RNA of Paramecium pentaurelia, 240 nucleotides long. Lineage: Eukaryota; Ciliophora; Oligohymenophorea; Peniculida; Parameciidae. The record is from the annotation of a GenBank genome assembly.
AUGAGCAAUUAAGACAGCUAAGAUAAGUCUUAUGAAUUUAAAAUUGAUUCAGAUUUGCCUAAAUUCUAGAAUCUACCUAUGAAUGAAUAUUAUUAGAUAGAAUUCAAAUAAGCGUUACAAAGUGGUUUAAGAGAGAUUGCUAUAUAAAAGUAUUCAUUCAAUAUAUAUAUUAAUGAUAGACCAUAAAAUGCAGUUAGAUUUUUAGGUGAAUAUCUUCUAUAGUACAAAAUGAAAUAGUGA